AUGGAUAUGCCAUUUGAUAAGAUGUUCUAGGGUAAAAACCAUAGCAGAAAGCUUACAAUUGAUUUAAAAAGUAAUAGAACGACAACUGCUGCUUCAGCAACAAGGACUAACGAGAAAUUCAACUCGAGUCUUCAAUCUAAGUUAAACUAGGACUUUAAUCAAACAAAUACAACUCAUAGAACUAUAGAUUAGAAAUAGUAUUAGAACUAAACGAAUGAAAAGUAAAAUUAGUAGAGUGAUAAGAAGCCAUAAAAUUAAAAUGCCUAGAAAACAUAAUCAAACUAAGUAAUUAUGAAUGGAUUUUUAGUGACUUUCGAUGAAAAAACUGGGCAGUAUCAGAUGAAAAAACUUGAAGAUAAAAAUCAAAAAAAGGAACUAAGAGAUCGGUACUUCUUUCACUACUAAAACUGGAACACUAAGAAGAAAUAGUAACUUAGCUUAUCUAUGAGAGCAGGCCACAAACCAGGUAAAAUGUCCUAUGGUUCAUUAAACUGGAUGGCUGACAAUUAGUAAUUUCCUGAGUAUAAUGAGAUUGAAGUCCAAAAUAAGGUUCUUAAGAAGCAUGUUGACGGAGAAAUCUUUAUUCCAAGGACUCUUAUUGAUCCAGGAAUUUUAUAAGCGCAAUCUAAAUUAAAGUAAGAAUAGCUCUUUCAACAGUAAUUAAAGAGCAAAAAACAUACUAAUGAAGAAGUUUAUUUACCUUUACCAAAUGAGAGUUAGGAAAGCAAAAUUAAUAAAAAUUUGUUUCAGAUUGAAAAGAGACUUGGUCUAUCUAAGCCUAAUAAAUUAAGUAUUCUUUAGCAGAUGAUCAAUAGAAACUAGACUAACAACAAUAUUUAGCUCCUUGAAAGCGAGAUACUCAAAAAGAAGAGUGAAAAAUAAGCUUCGGAUGAUUCAAUUCAAUAGAACAAAGACAUAAUGUAUGGGAGCUUCUCAGGCUAAAAUUCACAAUACAUAAAAAUCAAGGAUUUUCAAGACAACAGUCAAAUAGUUUCAACUGAAAGGAAAAAAUAAGCUUAAACAUCUUAUUUGAGUAAAAGAGUUAUGUCCUAAGAUAGAGAAAAAACGUAAGGCCACUUAGCUUAGAGCUCAAUAGCCAAUGAUAAAAAUAACCUAAAUUACCUCUCUAAUUCCUCAAUUAAUCACGAGAACAGCUAAUAAGGAUUAGAAUAAAAUUCUAAAAAUUAAAAUUCGUUGAUAAUCUCACUGAAUGAAACACCAAUUCAGCACUAUCAAAAUGCUGAAAUUGAAGCGAAUUAAGUUUCUCUUAAGAUUCCAAGAAAUGUAUUCUCUCACUAGUCCUACAGAACUGGUAGAAACCUCUUUUCUGAUAAGCAUGCAGACUCCAGCACAACUCAAUCCAAAUGUCACGGUAUUAGAAAAUCUUAGUUCUUUAGUCCAAAGCAGAAAUUAAUUGAGAAAAUGUUUGAGAAUUAAAAGGACGAUUAUUCACAAAAGGAAAGUAUCUCUCAGAAUAUAAGAAUUCUGGAUUAAGAAAGCGAGAAUUACAAUUCCUAGAGGAAUACACUUUAUGGUGAACUUAAUUUAUCAUCUCCUAAUUCAGAAUACUUGCCAAAGAGCGAUUACAGAUACCUUUCUCCAGUUUAAAUGCAACAAGAAUUUUCAUUCGAUAGGCAAAGAGAAGAAACAAUCGUGGAUUAAGUUCUAUAGGAGAUUAAUCAAACUUUGAAGGAAAAAGAACUCAAGAAGAAAAGACAAGAGAGAAAGAAGAAUAAAGUAAGGAGAAGUCAAAAAAUCUCCUAAGAUGAUCUGCUUGGAAAUUCAAUCCUUAACUCUGAUGCUUCAGAAUCAAUGGAUGAUGAAAAACUACUUAAAGCCGGAAAAAAAGGCUUUACUGGGGGUAAAUUUGACCUAUACAAUAAGUAUUUGAAUAUCUUGCUUUUGAGAAGUGGAGAUCCUUAUGUAUCCCAAAUGUUUUCUAAGUAUCUAUAAUUCAAAAGAAAGGGAAAAAGAGAUUAAAAAUAAAAGAACUUUUAUGAAAGAAUGCAGAAUGAUAUCAUUAAACGUAAAGUUGAAGAGUUUCAGAAAUUUAAUGAGCCAAAAAAGUUUCUUAAUCAACCUAGCAAUUUGUAAAGUCUUGAUAUUUCGAGAGACAGUACUGCAGCUAGAUUUUAGAAGAAACCUACUCUAAAAUUUAAAAGGAGAAAAUCAAUGACUGAGGAAAACGUAAAAAUGAUGGAUAAUUAAGUAGUUAAUGAAGAUGAACUUAACUUGUAGCAAAUAAAAAUUGAUGAUUAGUUCAAAUUUUAGAAAAGAAAAACAAUUAACUUUUCUAAUAAAGGGUUUUUCAAAGGAAUUACUAUGAGAUUUGAUGCCUAACCCAAGAAAAAGGGAAUUGAUGAUCUCUUACAAACUAAGUUCGAUGAAAUGAUAAUAGAAGAAGAUCUUGAUUCUAAUUGA
Stylonychia lemnae is the source of this 2421-nucleotide messenger RNA. The record is from the annotation of a GenBank genome assembly. Lineage: Eukaryota; Ciliophora; Spirotrichea; Sporadotrichida; Oxytrichidae.